AUGUCUGCUCAUACGUCGACGAAAAAUGUGUGCGUGAACCAAAAUUUGAGAUGCUCAGAGUGCGACCUUAUGGACCGCACGACACGCGGAUAUCAAGUGCGUGUCUGUGCCGGGUGUGAGCUUGCUGUCCAUGAAAAGUGCUACGCUAUUGCAUCACUGGCUACAGAGGAGGAAGUGCAAAGCAGUGGGAUAGAAAAGGAAAACGAAGACAUGAAGAGUUCUGAAUGGUUGUGUGAUUGCUGCCGACGAGGAGUUCAACGACAGAUGAUCAAGUGUGUGUACUGUGAGAAAACGGCAGGUGUUACAGCUUUUAAAGUCGUCGAUACUGGUGACGCUGCUUUUUGGAGUCUAUUUGCUGGAUUUCAAGACGAGAAAAAGCCUACAAUUGAAAACGAGGUGCAAUUUGGACAUGUGCUUUGUAUCAAGUGGGACCCACGUCGAUUGGCUGCGCACACUAUCAAAGAAAGCAAGAUUCAAGCUGCUAUGAUGGUGUCGAAGAAGGACCUUGUCAAAAAAUCUGCAGAGAAAACAGUGACAGAGGGGGGUAUAAGUGAAGGAAUGGAGCAGACGGACGAACCGUUUGUGGAGAAAGUUGACGAGGCCAUGCCAGACGUAAAUGAGGUGCUGCUGAGAAAUCUGUUUCCUCCUGGUGAAUGCUGCUUUUGCCAUUCGAGUGGUGGCGUUCGGAUACAGUGUCGCCGAGUGAACUGCGCGCGCGAUUUUCACGCCAUGUGCGCGCACCAAGGAAGUGGUCACGUGGAGCUGCGAACUGAUCAUUUCUUGCAGUUUCAUGCGUACUGCGACCGUCAUCGAGACUGCACUGAAGACAUUGGCGACCUAUUGGCAAAAUUAAUUACGCGCCCCAUACGGUUGCUUGUAGGUCGCGAUGACAUGCGCCGAUUUGGUACAAUUGCAAAACAUUUACUAAAUUACGUCAGCGCUGCUGCUGUGAUGCACGAUUUGGCAGCCUUGAUAGUUGGAUACUGCAAUAAGGGUCUGCGUGCCAGCAAGAAUGAGCCGCCUGAUUAUAACGUGAAGCACCUACAGGUACUUCAGUUCUUCUUGAGCCACGUGCCACAGCUUGAAAAAGUAUACGCACUACCAUCGACGCCUAUACAAGAUCUCGUUAAUGACACGAAGCUAUUUCGUCGUCUCGAAAGGACGUUCGAUCCACUGAGAUACGUGGCCACGUAUCCUGGCCCACUCAGUCAGCAGUACACUUGUAAUGUGUGCCUGGACCCUUUUCACGAGCGACAACACGUUUUUUACUGUUGUAGAGAAGACAAAUCUGCGAUCCCGCAUGUUCAGCACUGGAGAUGUACGAAGCGUCUAUCAAAUGCUCGAGAGCGUGAAAGGUAUCUUCCAGUAACAGGAAACACGAAAAAAAAGAAACGAAAAACGAUUACAAUUGUGCAGAAUGGCGUACGAAAGGAUAUUGCGCUACCCAAGGGCCUCUCGAGUAUGACAGAUGAUGUUAUUUGCGGUGUAUGUCGUGCCCCAAUUGAUGCGCGUGGUCUCAUCGCAUCCUGUAAGAAAGCAAAAAGUUUGGAUUUCGAGAAGAAGGAAAGCAAAUUUGUUCAGAGCGGUUGCUACAUCAACUCUGUUGGUGCCAAAGGAUUCUCUUAUGGAUAUAAUGCGUCAUCUCGCAAACCGGCGAGACCGACUGAUGGUAAAUGUAAUGGCAGCUCGACAGUACAGCACGCAGUGGCUCAACAAACCUUGGGACCUCCGAAGAUGGAACGGAUUAAUGUUCAGCGCACGACGAGGUGGCUUGCUUGCGUGGCUCAAAUCAUACGCCUUAUUGGGGCUCCAGCUCCCGCAGCUUCGGCAGAGGUGAUUAAGGCCCCUUCACGCUCAAGCAAUCUUGCUACGAUUGAAUCCCUGAACAAUGGUGCUGCCACGUCCGCUAUUACUGCAGCGUCAGCUUUCAAUCGUGCGACUGACUCAAUUGGAGCUGUUGAGACCAAGUCAUCAUCGUGUACACCAACGCCUGGUAGCUCUGUGAUUGAAAAAGCUACGCGUGAGGACAAGGAUUCAUCGGAGAUUAUGUCGAUAGUCGGAAGAUCUCUGUCACCUGCUACUAUCAGCGCCACCACGUCGUCAACUACGCCGUUGCCAAAAUCAAUAGCAAAGGUAACACCAUCCCUCGUGACGCCAGCUGUACAAGGACUUUUUAACGAAGUGAUACGUCUCGUACGCCCGUAUGAUUCGUACGCGCUUAGCAAGUUGGAGACUGCGUACGAUAUGCUCCUUCACCGAAGUGGACCUGGUGUCGCUGUGUUGCGUAUGUUCACGCACGAAUACACUCGUUUUGUGUAUAUUAAGCACACGCGUGCCGUGGAAAAGGCACGCCAUGAGAAACGUAAACGUGCAGAGCACGAAGCACAGGAGAUUCGCGAAAAAGAACGCAAUCGCAUGAGCCUCGAGACAGAGCGAGCGCUCAAGAACCAAAUGCUGGCAAUGCGCAACAAACAGCGACAACAUCUCAAGGCCUCGUCGUUAAAGUAA
Molecule: messenger RNA, 2508 nt
Organism: Peronospora farinosa
Lineage: Eukaryota; Oomycota; Peronosporomycetes; Peronosporales; Peronosporaceae
Source: the annotation of a GenBank genome assembly